UACAUGGACAUCUCGAGUUAAAACUGUGCUGCCAAAAGAGGUUCUAUUGCCUUUCCUGAGAAAAUCAGAUCUGUGGAUCAAUGGACACUUUGUGUAUCUUUCUCAUUAAUAGGCUGUUUGUGAUUUGGCAGCUUGGUAGCUUUGAGAUGAUCAGCCUCUUCCCUUGGAGGGCUUAGGGGAGACUGGAGCGGGGAAGCUUUUGCGGGCAGCCGCUGCGAUCUGCAGCAUGUUUGCGGAGUGAAGUGUGAUGUGCUGGGUUUUCUCUGACUGCCCAAAGUUGGAGCGGAGCUUAUGUUGUCAACUCAGAUUGGACAUGCACAGCUCUGAAGUCCCUGCAAAAAAGCUGAAGGGAGACAAGGGGGGAAAUGUGCUGACCAGCAGCUGAUGGGCAGAAGCAGCCGAGUGAAGAUGGAGAACACUACAGAAAAUGGACAGAAUCAAACAGAGUUCUUGCCGAUCCGGGAGGUGGCCACCCUUGAAUACCAAGUGGUCACCAUCUUCUUGGUCCUCCUCAUCUGCGGGUUAGGCAUCGUAGGCAACAUCAUGGUGGUGCUCGUGGUACUCAGGACAAAGCAUAUGAGGACCCCUACAAAUUGUUACCUGGUGAGCCUUGCUGUGGCGGACCUCAUGGUGCUUGUGGCUGCCGGGCUUCCCAACAUCACCGAGAGCAUCUAUGGAUCCUGGGUCUAUGGCUACAUUGGGUGUCUCUGCAUCACUUACCUCCAAUACCUCGGCAUCAACGCUUCUUCUUGUUCUAUAACCGCCUUCACCGUUGAGAGGUACAUAGCUAUAUGCCACCCUAUCAAAGCCCAGUUUCUAUGCACAUUCUCAAGAGCCAAAAAGAUAAUUAUUUUUGUCUGGGCUUUCACCUCCAUCUACUGCAUGCUCUGGUUUUUCUUAUUAGAUCUCAACAUGGUAGCCUACAAAGAUGCCACUGUAGUGUCCUGCGGGUACAAAGUGCCCAGGAGCUACUAUUCUCCAAUCUAUAUGAUGGACUUUGGGAUAUUUUAUGUCAUGCCAAUGAUAUUAGCAACUGUCCUCUAUGGGUUGAUUGCCAGGAUAUUGUUCCUAAAUCCCAUCUCGGGUGACCCAAAAGAAAACUCAAAGAUGUGGAAGAAUGAUGUGGCUGCCCCAAACAAGACCAAAACAGCCAACAAGGGUAUCAACAGUGCUGUGGCUUCCAGAAGGCAGGUUACCAAGAUGCUGGCUGUGGUUGUAAUCCUCUUUGCAUUUUUGUGGAUGCCCUACAGGACCCUGGUGGUUAUCAACUCUUUCCUGUCUCACCCUUUCCAAGAAAAUUGGUUCCUGCUGUUCUGCAGGAUCUGCAUUUACCUGAACAGUGCUAUCAACCCUGUGAUUUACAACCUCAUGUCCCAAAAAUUCAGAGCAGCCUUCAAGAAACUUUGCAAAUGCCAGCAGAAGCAGUCGGAGAAGCCCAACAGCUACAGCAUGGCCCUAAACUACAGCGUCAUCAAGGAGACAGACCAUUUCCAUACUGAGCUAGAAGACAUCACCGUCACAGACGCUUAUCCGUCAUCCACCAAAGUGUCUUUUGAUGAUACCUGUGUGUCGUCUGAGGUGCUGUGAUGUUGGAGCCUGAAUCUGCUCUGUCUCUCUUAUUUUAUUUGAUCUUGCAGAGCCACCCAGUUCUGAACCAGCCUGGUUGUUUUCUAGUUAUAUUCGAUGUGACCGAGCUUGGUAUUACAAAUGCUGACCCUGUUUCACACCACAGGGAAGCUGCUUCAUUUCAUUAAACUAUGCUUGUUAUAUGGAAACUA
Lacerta agilis (Sand lizard) is the source of this 1778-nucleotide messenger RNA. RefSeq names its product thyrotropin releasing hormone receptor (gene TRHR). The record is from RefSeq and is a predicted model, not a curated record. Gene Ontology annotation, cellular component: membrane. The transcript has 4 exons. Gene Ontology annotation, molecular function: thyrotropin-releasing hormone receptor activity. Lineage: Eukaryota; Metazoa; Chordata; Lepidosauria; Squamata; Lacertidae. Bases 385 to 1587 code for a protein of 400 amino acids. Gene Ontology annotation, biological process: phospholipase C-activating G protein-coupled receptor signaling pathway.